GGCUUGCUUGCUAGUCUCCCCUUCUCUUGAAUCGAGGGGCGACAAUGCUUCUCUUGCUAUGGGUUCUUCUUCUCUCACCAACCCAUCUUAUUCUCUCUCUGAAUCAGGAAGGCCUCUACCUGCAACAAGUCAAGCAGGGCUUUGACGACCCAGACGGAGCACUCUCCAACUGGAACGACAGAGACGAGACUCCUUGUAACUGGAAAGGCAUCAAAUGCGACUCCAUCACCGGUUUCGUGAACUCGGUCGACCUCUCCAGGACCAACAUCGCCGGACCCUUCCCUACCCUCUUCUGCCGCCUCCAUAAUCUCUCUUUCAUUUCUCUCUUCAACAAUUCCAUCAACUCGUCCCUCCCUGAUGACAUCUCUACGUGUCAGAAUCUCCAGCAUCUUAACCUCGCCCAGAACCUCCUUGUCGGUUCCCUCCCCUCCUCCCUCUCCGACAUCUCAAAUCUCCUCCACCUUGACCUCACUGGAAACAACUUCUCCGCUGAUAUUCCGGUUAGCUUUGGCCGAUUCCCGCGGUUGGAAGUGCUCUCACUCGUCGGGAAUCUCUUUAAUGGAACCAUUCCGUCGUUUUUCGGAAACAUUUCUACUUUGAAACAGCUUAAUUUGUCCUACAACCCGUUCUCUCCGAGUCAAAUCCCUCCGGAACUCGGUAACUUGACUCGUCUCGAAGUUCUCUGGCUCACUCAGUGCAAUCUCGUGGGUCAGAUUCCAGACUCUCUCGGCCGGCUUCAGAGCCUGCUGGACUUGGAUUUGGCCAUGAACAAUCUUCACGGUCCCAUACCCAUCUCGAUUACUAAUCUUUCCAGUGUUGUACAGAUUGAGCUCUACAACAAUUUUCUGUCAGGUGAACUACCAGCAGGGAUGUCGAAUUUGAAAGCCUUGCGGAGAUUGGAUGCUUCCGAGAACAACUUGAAAGGAACAAUUCCGGAUGAGUUGUGUGCUUUACCUCUGGAGUCGCUCAACUUGUAUGAAAAUCGCUUUGAGGGAGCUUUGCCUGCAAGCAUUGCCAUGUCUCCGAAUCUGUAUGAAUUGAAGCUUUUCGGGAACCGGCUUACCGGAGAGUUGCCCAAGGACCUUGGGUCGAAUUCCCUGUUGAAAUGGAUUGACGUUUCAGAGAAUCUGUUGUCAGGAGAGAUACCGGCGAAUUUGUGCUCAAAAGGCUCUCUUCAAGAGCUUCUUCUCAUCUCUAAUAUGUUCUUUGGGCAGAUUCCGGAAAACCUUGGUCAUUGUUGGAGCUUGACUAGAGUUCGAUUGAUGGGUAAUCGGCUCUCCGGUGAGGUUCCUGCGGCGUUCUGGGGAUUGCCCCACGUGAAUCUACUUGAGCUUGCUGGGAAUUUGUUCUCUGGUGAGAUAUCGAAAAUGAUCUCUGGGGCCUCUAAUCUCUCCGUUUUGCUUAUCUCGGGAAACAGGUUUAUUGGACGCAUACCCGAUGAGAUUGGAAUGGUGGAGAAUCUCGUUGUGUUUUCUGGUGGUGAUAACCAUCUUUCUGGUCCUCUACCUGCAACUUUAACGAGGCUCACUGAGCUCACCAGGCUAGACCUUCACAAUAACCAACUUUCCGGUGAGCUUCCCUCUAGGUUCGUGUCGUUAAAGAAGCUCAAUGAGUUGAACCUUGCGAACAAUGAUCUAUCUGGGAAAAUCCCAACUCAAAUUGGGAGCUUGCCCGUGCUCAAUUAUCUCGAUCUCUCGGGAAAUAUUUUCUCUGGAAAUAUCCCGCUUGAAUUGCAGAAUUUGAAGCUGAACAGAUUUAAUUUGUCAAACAACCACCUCUCUGGAGACCUUCCUCCUCUGUACGACAAGGAAACUUAUAGGAAUAGCUUCUUGGGCAAUCCAGGCUUGUGUGGGGAUCUUCCGGAUCUCUGUCCCAGGGGAAGUGAAGCAAGGAACCAGGGUUUCGUCUGGUUGCUUCGAUCAAUAUUUAUCCUUGCUGGCAUGGUCUUCAUUAUUGGAGUUGGCUGGUUCUACUGCAAGUACAUAAGUUUCAAGAACGUGAAGAACGGUAUUGACAAAUCCAAGUGGACUUUGACUUCGUUCCACAAACUUGGUUUCAGUGAAUACGAGAUCUUGGAUUGCCUUGACGAAGAUAACGUCAUUGGCAGUGGAGCUUCUGGAAAGGUAUACAAGGCUGUACUCAGUAACGGAGUGGCAGUUGCUGUGAAGAAGCUUUGGGGAGGAUCAAAGAAGGAUGAUAGCGGUGACAUUGAGAAAGGUCAGGUUCCAGACGAUGGCUUUGAGGCAGAGGUUGAGACAUUGGGGAAGAUCAGGCACAAAAAUAUUGUCAAACUAUGGUGUUGCUGUACGACCAGAGAUUGCAGGCUUCUUGUUUAUGAGUACAUGCCAAAUGGAAGCUUGGGUGAUUUGCUGCACAGUAGCAAGGGAAGCUUGUUAGAUUGGCCAACAAGAUAUAAGAUUGCAGUGGAUGCAGCCGAGGGGCUUUCCUAUCUGCAUCACGACUGUGUCCCUCCAAUCGUUCACAGAGACGUGAAAUCAAACAAUAUCUUGUUGGAUGGUGAGUUUGGGGCAAGGGUGGCCGACUUCGGGGUUGCCAAGGUUGUUGACAUGAUUGGGAAGGGACAGAAAUCCAUGUCCGUGAUCGCUGGUUCAUGUGGUUACAUCGCACCAGAGUAUGCAUAUACUCUUCGGGUGAACGAGAAGAGUGACAUAUACAGUUUUGGAGUGGUCAUUCUAGAGUUGGUAACAGGGAGACUCCCUAUCGAUCCUGAAUUUGGGGAGAAGGAUUUGGUGAAAUGGGUUUGUGUCACCUUGGAUCAGAAAGGAGUUGAUCACGUGAUUGAUCCAAAGCUGGAUACUUGUUUCAAGGAAGAGGUCUGCAAGGUCCUCAAUAUUGGUCUCCUCUGCACAAGUCCACUUCCCAUAAACCGCCCCUCAAUGCGAAGGGUGGUGAAGAUGCUGCUAGAGGUGAGUCCUGAGAUCAGCAACCAGAAAAAGGAUGGAAAGUUGUCCCCAUAUUUUUAUGAGGACUCUUCUGAUCAGGGAAGUAUAGCUUGAGAUUGUUGUGCAGGAUUUUCCAGUACUCAGUGGA
Molecule: messenger RNA, 3051 nt
Organism: Telopea speciosissima
Lineage: Eukaryota; Viridiplantae; Streptophyta; Magnoliopsida; Proteales; Proteaceae
Product: receptor-like protein kinase HSL1
Exons: 2
Coding region: 45-3017 (990 amino acids)
Biological process (GO): protein phosphorylation
Molecular function (GO): protein kinase activity; ATP binding; receptor serine/threonine kinase binding
Source: RefSeq, a predicted model, not a curated record